Halteromyces radiatus is the source of this 1016-nucleotide messenger RNA. RefSeq lists its product as uncharacterized. The record is from RefSeq and is a predicted model, not a curated record. Bases 394 to 933 code for a protein of 179 amino acids. The transcript has a single exon. NCBI's taxonomy places the organism in Eukaryota, Fungi, Mucoromycota, Mucoromycetes, Mucorales, Cunninghamellaceae.
CUAAUAAGGACUAAUAUUUUUAAGGAAUAUUAACAUAGAUUAAUCAUUAUAUUAGAUUAAUUUACCCAUGCCUGCGGGCGUGACACGACUCUUUAUUCAAGUAUUCAACAGACAAGCAAGUCAGGAAAAUCUUAUAUCAGAGGGCCACGUGGAUCUUCAUGAAGUACUUCGAAAGGGAGAACAUGAUGGUAAAGAAAGAACUUGUUAAUGCAUCAUGUGGACUGACUUAUAUUGGAUGACUCCUUUUAUUUAUUGAUAGGGUUUUUUCCAUUAGUAUUGAAUGGCAAACGAGCAGGAAAGAUAUAUUUGGAAUUGACAUUUUAUGCAGUAAGUUGAAGUAAAAGAUAGUAUUGAAUCACCGUUGCUUAUCUUUUUUUUAAGGGUCCUGUACAAAUGCAUAAGCAACCUCCUCCUAUUAGACAAUAUGUGAAUCGUCCUCCUCCACCAAUAACAGCACCUCAACCCCCAAUAGGAUAUCCAGGACAACCCAUGCCUCAUCCUCGACCUUAUGUUGCUGCACAACCAUUACAUGUACGUACUUCAUCAACACAUCAUCAUCAUCAUCCUUCGCCUAGACCUCUUCCUCCUACUCCUGUCUCUCAACAUGGUCAUCAUUACACAUCUUUACCAGCCGGUCAACCUCCAAUGAGGACAGUACCUUAUAGUCAUCCUCCUCAAUCAACUCCUCUACCAGCAAACGCAUAUCCACCAAGGCCGGCUUAUCCUCCUCAACAUCCUCAGCAACAUAUUUACAACGGGAAUCCUCCUUCUCAACCACAUCCUUAUCCUCCUUCAUCACAACGUCCACAAUCAUUUCCAGCUCCUCGCCCACAUCAACCACCUCCACCUCAUUUUCAACAUACACAAUCAUACCCAUCAAGACCACCGUAUCCUCAACAACCACCUCGACAGCCUGGUUAUCCACCUUAUUAGACGUCAUUCAUUGUUUAGUAUUUCUUUUGCAUAUCUAGUCUUACUUUUUAGUCUUAGUCUUUAGUUAAUAUAUGAUUCUGUGU